UUGUGAUGACACAAACAUUAAUAUAGGGAGUUUUGCAGCAGUCAUAAUCCAGCAAAUAAAAUAAUCGUGGACGCGUUAAAUACCACAAAGUGGUCACGCAGACAACCCCAGAAAAAAAAGAGGAUCGCGUAAGGAUAUUUUACUUUUAUUUUGAAAACGCAAGAACCAGGAAGGAAGUGUUUUUGUGACUGACAAGAUAGUCCAUAAACACAACAGGAGGAGCAGUCCUAAUACGUAGAUAGGAGGACGCACAGCUACAUCCAACAGUUUCCUCCCGUCGUCUUCCAUUGGACUGUGACGUCAGAGCAUCACUGUGCAGUUCACACGCCCCCUCUCACUGUCACUGAGUCCUGGGAUGAGUCACUGAGGGAGUCAUAGGGAUCUAUACUAUCACCAUCGUCCUAAUUACACGUUGUUCCAGACUUGCUAUUGGUAGAGCCCCAGUCAACAUUUGAACAUGCCAACGGAGUGAAGCCCCCUCUCAAAAACAACUUUCAUCCGUGGGCUCUUAAACCAAACUGGGCAAGCAAAGCAGGUGUUUGAACCACUUCCACAAUGGGCCAUCCUCCAAUUUAUAUGAUACUCUUCGCAAUCUUUUAUCACAGUCAUGGCCUGGAAACAAACCUACUUUACAGGUCCAAAAGGAUUCAGGAAAGUGCCGGAUCAGAUCCCAGUGCCUGUUUUUCAAGGACAGAUCAACCACAAGUCUUAACAAACACUCCCAACUUUUCUAUGGAUCUUCGGAUGCCCGGCGUCAUCCCAGCUGAGUCGGACACUUACCUAUGCAUGGCAUUUCGUGUGCCAAUUAGUCAAGCUGCAUAUGUAGUGGAUUUCAUGCCUCAGGCUACUAUGAACACGGUCCAUCACAUGCUGUUAUUUGGCUGCAAGACCCCCGUCUCCACCACCAACUACUGGGACUGUGGCAGUGCACGGGGCACUUGUGACGACGGAGGCUCCAUUUUAUAUGCCUGGGCUCGCAACGCACCCCGUACCAAACUACCAAAAGAUGUUGGAUUUAAAGUUGGAAGAAAUUCAGGAGUGUCUUACUUUGUGCUACAAAUCCAUUAUGGGGAUAUCAGCGCUUUCCAAGAUCAUCACAAGGAUUGUUCGGGACUCACCUUAAGAAUGACAACCAAACCGCAGCCGUUUAUUGCUGGUAUUUUUCUGCUCAUGUCUAAGGACGCUGUUAUCCUCCCAGGAAAAACAGUUACGAAUGCGGACGUGGCCUGUGAUUACGCUUCAUAUCCCAUCUACCCGUUUGCCUUCAGGACCCACACACAUGGCCUUGGAAAAGUUGUUAGUGGCUACAGGCUUCGAAAUGGAGAAUGGAGCCUGAUAGGGAGACAGUCCCCACAACUACCACAGGCUUUCUAUCCGUCAAAUCGUGACGUGGAUGUGAAGUAUGGUGAUAUUCUUGCAGCCAGAUGUAUGUUCACUGGUGAAGGCAGAAGCGAAAAAACAUAUAUUGGGGGCACCUCUGAUGAUGAAAUGUGCAACUUCUAUAUCAUGUACUACAUGGACAGCAAACAUGCCAUUCCCUACAUGAGCUGCAUGGAGACCGGCCGUGCCAAACUAUUUCAGCACAUUCCAGCUGAAGCUAAUAUCCCCAUCGCUGUCAGCCCAGAUCACAUGAACUCCAUGAUGCACAUGGAAGGACACUCAGGCACAUCUGGUCACAAAGAUAGCACAUCGACGCCAGAUUCAACCAGUGAAGAGCAGCUUCUCAAUCAGGGUGACCUAUUUUCUCUAAUGUCCAAGCUGCUAGGCCAGAGCAAGGAUGUAGUACACAUUCCUAAGUACAAUCCCAGCGAAAUACAAAGUGUCCAACCUGAGUUUGUUGCUCAGAUUCAUAGCUUAAUACAGAAGAAAAACCUGGGCUCUCCCAGUGCUUCGCUAGUCUUCCAAACCAGCAGGGACCCUAUUUUCACGAGGAACAGAGUGCAUAAAUUCCAUCAGCUUGAGGCCACUCCAAAGAUACCAAAAAGCAAGCUGCCAUCUCAAAGACAAGAUGUUCAUCUAGAGCAGAAUCCAGUAUGGCCACAAAGUGAUCUCCAGCUGGGACAGGUGUCAGGACUUGCCAUUGAUUCAGAUUCCAAUUUGGUCAUUUUUCACAGAGGUGACCACCACUGGGGGCCACAUUCUUUUGACAGCCAAGCUACAUACCAGCAGAGGUUAUCUGGCCCCAUUCAACAGUCUACUAUUCUGGUUGUGAACAGUGACAAUGGCAACAUCCUCAAGGCUUCUGGGAGAAAUAUGUUUUACUUACCCCAUGGAAUAACAACAGACAAGGACAAUAACUAUUGGGUAACUGAUGUGGCUCUUCAUCAGGUUUUAAAAGUGAGCAGUGAUGGCAGCGAUCAAACUUUGCUGUCCCUGGGAGAGGCUUUCACGGCAGGAAGUGACCAUAACCAUUUCUGUCAGCCCACUGACGUGGCUGUCGACUACGAAAGUGGGAACAUUUUUGUGUCCGACGGCUACUGUAAUGCUAGGAUACUGAAGUUCUCCGCUGAUGGCAAAUACCUCUCUGAGUGGGGAGCUGGCUCAUCAGACAGGAGGAGGCAUAUACCAUUUCGGAUCCCCCACAGCCUGGCAUUUCUCCCCAAGAACAAGGAAGUGUGUGUGGCUGACCGGGAGAAUGGACGCAUCCAGUGUUUCACAGCUCAAACUGGGGAGUUUGUCAAGGAAAUAAAGAAAGAGGAGUUUGGUGGCAGCGUUUUUGCUAUCACCUUCCUCCCUGUUGGAGGUGAAGAUGGCCUUAUCUUUGCAGUGAAUGGGCUGUCUACGUAUGGACGCUCCACUCCUCUGAGUGGUUUUGCAAUAAACUAUUCAACCAAGGAUAUUGUGGAUACCUUCAUACCAAAGAAAGGGGAUUUUAAAAUGCCGCAUGAUAUUGCUGUAACCAAAAAUGGCAGCAUCUUUGUGGGAGACGCAGGCAGUAACACAGUCUUCAAAUUUACCGCUGAGAAGGCACAUCGCUCAGUAAAGAAAGCUGGAAUUGAAGUUCUUGAAGAAAUUGAGACCUUUAUCCAAACCAAAGUGAAGCCAGAGCUGAACGUGUCAAAGACAGCAACAGUCCAACAGAAGCCAAAAACAGCUCAACACCUUCAGCCACUGAAUGAUGAGAAGACCACGAUUGUUUCAAAGACAAACAAAGAGCAAGGUCUCCAGCCAGUGUUCAUCACCGUACUCCUACUCGUUCCUCUUAUGCUGGUCACCGCCAUCGGAGUCUUUUUCUGCUGGAGAAAGAACAACCGACAUGAGGACAUGAAGAUGGAACCCAGCGCUGCUGGAGGGAUCUUUGAAAAAAUCAGAGGCAAGGCAGUUGGCAGCCUGAACCUGGGGAACUUCUUUGCCUCUCACAAGGGUUACAGUCGUCAGCGCUUUGACCAGCUGAGCACUGAAGAAAGUGACCAGGACAGGAACGAACAGGAGAGCAGCGAGUCAGAGAACGAGGAAUACUCCGCUGUGCCACCGCUGCCUCGGUCCUCUUAAUGGAGCCGAUCAGCAGCUGCUUACGUUGCCAGGGUGUUUGUCAUUUAUCAUUGUGUUACUGUUGUGUUAGCUGCCAAUCUUAUUGUUGGUAUAUUUAAGAAUCAACUCUAUUGUACAUAAAAUGCGUUUGCUGUUAUUAAGUCCAUUUAUUUAACCGUGGAUUCAUUUGCCCAUGGUCUUAUUAAUAUGACCUGAUCUCUCAAGUUGAAAAAGAUGAAUGUUUACGGACGCAUUGUUUGUUGAUUUAAGAUUUCUUUUUUUUGUCAUUUUCGAUUUCUCAAUUCAUAGGUGGUAAAAAUUCUUAUCUGACACUUGAAGGGCAAUUUUGAUGGGCAGUGGAAUUUGUUCAUACAAACAUGUUUUAUGGUCGUUAUGUCAUAGCAGUUUUAUCUUCAUUGGACAAGAUAUCGUUUAGGAAGCCUCUCAGCUCAAUUUUUUUUUUUUUUUUUUUUUAUCAAACUUUUUUUCUGCUUAGUUGCCUCGACAUUUUCUUGCAUCGUCUAGUAACAUUUUAUUUGACACUUAAGUUAAAAGUGUUUUAUUGAGAUUUGGACUCAGAAUUUCAGGGAUAUUGUGAAGGAUGGAUGAAUAUUUUGAGCAGCCCUAAUGUAAGUGCAUUUUUCCAUGUAGCAAAAUGACACACACAAUGAUAUCACUUCUGCAUCCAUCUUUGGUCCAUGUAUCACUCACUCAUGUUACUCCUAUUCACACUAAAAUUGCUAUUAUGUGCCUUUGUAUAGUUUUUUGUUUGUUUUGUUGUUGCCUUUUUUUCAUCAUUUGCCAUUAAAAUUGUAGUCUGAGGGAAAAUUGCUGCUAAUAUUGCUUGUACUUUACUGAAUUUUUUUUUCUUCACCCUCAGUGGAAAACUACAUAUAAGUCAUAUUUUGGUAUCGGGAAAUGUAAAUGUUGAAUUUAAUUAAUUGUACUGCCAAGUUUCAGCCAGUAUAUUAAAGGGGAACAUUAUCACAAUUUCAGAAGGGUUAAAACCAGUAAAAAUCAGUUCCCAGUGGCUUAUUUUAUUUUUCGAAGUUUUUUUCAAACUUUUACCCAUCACGCAAUAUCCCUAAAAAAAGCUUCAAAGUGCCGGAUUUUAACCAUCGUUAUAUACACCCGUCCAUUUUCCUGUGACGUCACACAGUGAUGCCAAUACAAACAAACAUGGCGGAAAUAACAGCAAGGUAUAGCGACAUUAGCUCGGAUUCAGACUCGGAUUUCAGCGGCUUAACACUGUCUGAUAAGAUAAUUACUAACAACUAUGAACUAGGUUUACAGCAUAUGAAAUACAUUUGGCAACAACAUGCACUUUGAGAGUGCAGACAGCCCAUUUCAGGCGCGCUAAGAACAUAUAUUUUUCCACGAUUUCAGCACUCAGGUUAACCAUACCUAAAUACUCGAAUGAUUGAAAAAAAUUAAUGUUUUUAAGCUAAAUUAUUGGUAAACACAGUUUAUGUAUAAUAAUUUACGUAAAACCGCGAGUAAUGAGUAAAGUUUUCAUCAAUUAAUAUAUUCUGUAGACAUACCCUCAUCCGCUCUCUUUUCCUGAAAGCUGAUCUGUCCAGUUUUGGAGUUGAUGUUGUCAGCAGGCCAGGGAAGCUAGGGUCGAUAUUCUUCUCUUGAUCAUCUUCGGUGGCAUAAGGGACGGUGUGAGCCAAGACAUCCAGGGGGUUUAGCUCGCUCGUCUGCGGGAACAAACUGCCGGCAUUGCUUGCCGUGCUACCGAGGUCCUUUGUCCCUGAAUUGCUCACACACUCCGGCAGGCAGAUUCAAUGGGGGUCUGGCGGCAGAUUUCUUUGACUUUAUCGUUGGAAAUGCAUCUGCUUCGAGUGUCGCAGGAUAUCCACACAUUCUUGCCAUCUCUGUCGUAGCAUAGCUUUCGUCGGUAAAGUGUGCGGAACAAACGACUGACCAUUUCGUCGGCUUUCCCCACGCCCUCGUAUUUUGAACAAAUUUCGUCCAAUUUCUUGCCACUUUGGCAUCUUUGGGCCACUGGUGCAACUUGAAUCCGUCCCUGUUCGUGUUGUUACACCCUCCGACAACACACCGACGAAAGUGAGAAAAUGGCGGAUUGCUUCUCCGAGAGCGAAUAAUAGAAAGGCGUUUAAUUCGCCAAAAUUCACCCAUUUAGAGUUCGGAAAUCGGUUAAAAAAAUAUAUGGUCUUUUUUCUGCAACAUCAAGGUAUAUAUUGAUGCUUACAUAGGUCUGGUGAUAAUGUUCCCCUUUAAGGAAUACGAUGUGUCCUCUGCUCCAAUACUGCUUUGGUAUUCAUUUAGGUUUUACAUAUAUAAAGACAAAUCUAUAUUUCUGAACUGAUCUUGGAUAUUAUACAAUUAAUACAUAUGUUGUUUUUAUAACAACACAAUAAUAUGUACAUUGAGAGACAUACUGUGCCAUGUGCAAUUCAUUAAGAAUGAAUGGAAAAUGUAAUACAACUUAUCAGAAUAAUCUAAGAAUGUUGAAAUAGUUACUAAAACACAAAGCACAGGUAUGAAGUUCAAUAUACAUGGAAAAGAAGAAGGUGGUUUCCAAAGUGUUCACUCUUUCAUUUCCCGGUCUCAUAUUCCGUCCAUGCUUCUCAAAAACAUUUGUGUCAUUUGCUUCAUUUGUCACAGGAAUGGAAAAUGUACAAAGAGCAUGCCAUAGAAAUAGAAAUGUUGCAUUAACGCGUGGACUGAUAUUUGUCGUACAAACACUGGUUUUGCUGCAAAGGUACUAUUUUAGUAACGAUGUUAUUUGUGUAAUAAAGUGUCUGCAAAUCA
Nerophis lumbriciformis (worm pipefish) is the source of this 6249-nucleotide messenger RNA. It is a transcript of the gene pam, whose product is annotated as peptidylglycine alpha-amidating monooxygenase. The record is from RefSeq and is a predicted model, not a curated record. NCBI's taxonomy places the organism in Eukaryota, Metazoa, Chordata, Actinopteri, Syngnathiformes, Syngnathidae. Gene Ontology annotation, biological process: peptide metabolic process. Gene Ontology annotation, molecular function: protein binding; copper ion binding; peptidylglycine monooxygenase activity. Gene Ontology annotation, cellular component: extracellular region; membrane.